AUGGGAAGACGAGAGGGUGAACUGCAGCGUAGAGAGUGUACGGCUGGUCUUGCAGCCUUGCACGAGUCUGUGGUCCGGCAUCCUGUGCGUCCCCCGCCUGGGAUCUGUGGAGCCCACAGUCUCCUUUUGGAAAUCCCUCACAUCAGCUGCUUUCAGAACCAUCACAGAACUUGCCACAUCCUCUGUAUCCUGGGCCUUGUCUAUGAAGUGAUCCUCUUCCUCCUGGCCCACCUCAGACCACUCCUCAAGGGAGAAGAAAACGGCUUUCCAGACAGUACUGGAGAUCCCCUUUCAGAUGUAAUCAAAGGCGAGUCCUGCAAGGAGAACUGUACUUGUCCCUCCUGCUCGCUCCGGGCCCCGACCAUAAGUGACUUACUCAAUGAUCAGGACUUACUUGACGUCAUCAGGAUAAAGCUGGAUCCAUGUCACCCAACAGUAAAAAACUGGAGGAAUUUUGCCAGCAAAUGGGGCAUGCCCUAUGAUGAACUGUGUUUCCUGGAGCAGAGGCCUCAGAGCCCCACCCUGGAGUUCUUGCUGCGGAACAGCCAGAGGCCAGUGGGUCAGUUGAUGGAGCUGUGCAGGCUGUACCACAGGGCCGACGUGGAGAAGGUCCUGCACAGGUGGGUGGAUGAGGAGUGGCCCAAGAGGGGGCGUGGAGAUCACCCCAGGAACUUCUAGACCUCUGCUUCUUUGCACUGGCCUCUUUGGACCUGGAGAAAACCACAGGUUAAGGAGGAAUGGGGAUCUGUUCUUCUUCUUUUUUUUUUUU
Molecule: messenger RNA, 769 nt
Organism: Enhydra lutris kenyoni (northern sea otter)
Lineage: Eukaryota; Metazoa; Chordata; Mammalia; Carnivora; Mustelidae
Gene: EDARADD
Product: EDAR associated death domain
Exons: 4
Coding region: 1-678 (225 amino acids)
Biological process (GO): signal transduction
Molecular function (GO): protein binding
Source: RefSeq, a predicted model, not a curated record